This is a messenger RNA of Entrophospora sp. SA101, 5478 nucleotides long. Lineage: Eukaryota; Fungi; Glomeromycota; Glomeromycetes; Entrophosporales; Entrophosporaceae. The record is from the annotation of a GenBank genome assembly.
AUGGUUCUUCAUCCAAUCAACGAAUGUUUAUCUCCGGCUGAACAAAAUCAAAACAGUCUUAUUCCUAACAGCAUAAUACAGUUUCCGAUAAAUGAUCCAACUCAAUCAAAAAGUGGUUUAACUUGUCCUGUUGUUGGAACUUAUAAUGACGCUAAAAUAUAUCCCAGCUUUUUCUCUCAAUUAGGAACGUUCUUUCCUAUUAUGGGCCUUCUUUUUACUGUAGCUGUUUAUGGUACAACAUCCGUGUUUGGAUAUAUAACGACAUGUCUACUUGAUGAUAUUGUUAUUUUGGGGACAUCCUUAGUACUCAUUAUUUCGUGGUACAACUUCGCCAAACCAGUCUGGUUGGCUUUAUUAGCAAGAUUAUUGCAAGAUGCUUCAAGCAAGAGUGGUGUUGUAAAAACUUUUUUACAAGUAAAAAAUGCAGUUGUAAUUGUUGGGUCUGAUUCUGGACCAGUUGGAAAUAAUUACAAUCAUGAACUCUUUGUACUUUGUUGUGUUUUUAUUGUAACUGCUGUAGCUGUUCUGGCUGUACUGGGGUAUCUUAGAUAUGAUUUUCACCAAAAACGGGAAAUUCUUAGCAAUCCAAAUAAUAAACUCUACAGGCGUUUCUACAAGAGAUUAAAAGCCGUCAUUAUUUGGAUUUACUUUAUCCAUUCAUUUGAAGUCAUAAUUUAUACUAUUUUGCAAUUCGUGUAUGUCUUUAAAGUACUUUUAUACAUACAAGGAGAAGGGGAAAUUGGUCUUGUUGAAGUUCUAAGAGCAAUUGAUUUGCUAACCAUAAAUUAUCUCAUGAAGAUUUCUUAUUUCAUCUCAACCACUACUUUAAUUACCUCGUAUUACUUUCCUAAUUUAGAACUACGUUUCAUAAAAUUGAUAAAAAGGAUUUUCAGAAAAGACACUGGUAAACUUACUGAAGAUGAAAGAAGGUAUUACCAAGGUUUUAUUCGUAAGAAAACUUUCUUUCUUACCGCUGCCCUUUCUUUAGGCCAAAUAUUUUUUGAAUAUUACUGGUUUUGUACUCCUUCAAUUAUCAGCACAGUUUUCAACACCAUUCUUACCACAGUUUUGACUCGUUCAAUCGCAUCAUUCUUUUCUAAUCAGGGAAUAGUUAAAUACAUUUAUAAAAAUAAAGAAGGUGUUGAACAUGUCAAAGAGGAUAACGAUAUUGAAGAUAAAACAAAAGUUUACGCAGAAGUUGGCAUUAUGGAUAUUUAUAAUGUUAAAAGUUUUAAUAUAAAUAAGGAUAAGUAUGAUGGCGACAGUGUUAUAUGUCCUAGUAAUUUGGAAAAAUAUUCAGUUGAUUCUACGGGUAAUUAUGUUUAUGUUUAUACAAAAUCCACAGAAAAAAAUGUAGAGGAAACGAGUAAUUCAAAGGGUAAGGAUGAGGAUGAGAUUAAUGAAUUAGAUAAAGAAGUAAACACUAAGAAGCCCAAGUCUAAGCAAUAUUACUACGUUAUGCCUGUUCAACAAUCUAUGUACUUUGUUAAACUUGAUUUUGAUGAAAGUAAAAUCAAGAAAGUAACGAAUGUAUACGAGGAAGAUUACAAUGAUAAAAAGAACAAAUACAUCGAAACAAAAAAAUUAUACAAGGAUAUAAUGAAAAUACAAAACAAAAAAAAAAAAGAUAAAGAAACUAUAAAGUUCCAAGAAAUAAAGAAUAAAUACGAGAAAAUAGAGGAAAUUUACAAUGAGAAUAAAUACGAGGAAAUCAAGAAUGAAUACGAGGAAAUAAAUAGUAAAUACGAGGAAUCAGAUGAAAGUGCAAAGAAGGAGAUGAAGAUUGAAUACGAGUACAAAAAGGAAGAAUACGAGUACGAGACAAGAAAGAAAGAAUACAAGGAAAUGUGGAAAGAAUAUGAGGAGAAAAAGAAAGAACACGAGAAAGAAUACAAGAAAAUGUGUAAAGAAUAUGAGGAAAAAAAGAAAGAAGACGAGGAAAUAAAUGAUGAACACGAGGAAAUGAAUGAUGAGUACAAUAAAAUAGAAAUAUACAAGGAAGUGAUGAAAGAACACGAGAAAAAGAUCAAAGAACACGAGAAAAAGAUGAGAGACAACGAGAAAGGGUGGAAAGAAUAUCAGCAGCAAAAAAAGAAAAAAUACGAGGAAUUUUACAAAUACGAGAAAAUCAAGAAUGAAUACAAGGAAAUAAAUAGUAAAUACGAGAAAGCAGGAGAAAGUGCAAAGAAGGAGAUGAAGAUUGAAUACGAGUACAAAAAGAAUGAAUACGAGUACGAGAAAAAAAGGAAAAAACACAAGAAAAUGUUGAAAGAAUAUGAGGAAAAAAAGAAAGAAUAUGAGGAAAUAAAUGAUGAAUACGAAAAAAUAGAUGAUAAAGGAUGGAAAGAAUUCGAGGAAAAGUGGGAAGAAUAUCAACAAAAAAAGAAAAAAUACGAGGAAAUAAAGGAUGAAUAUGAGAAAUUAGAAGAAGAUAAAAAAGGGGAGAAGAAGACUGAGUAUGAGGAAAAAAAGAAAGAAUACGAGGAAAUAGCAGAUGAAAAAAUUAAAGAAUACGAGAAAAAGUGGGAAAAAUAUCAACAAAAAAAGAAAAAAUACGAGGGAAUAAAGGAUGUAUAUGAGAAAUUAAGAGAUAAAAAGAUGGCGAAGAAGACUGAGUACGAGGAAUCAAAGGAAGAAUACGAGAAAAUAGCACAUGAAAAAUUUAAAGAAUACGAGAAAAAGUGGGAAGAAUAUCAAGAAAAAAAGAAAAAUUACAAUGAAAUAAAGAAUAAAUAUGAGAAUCCAGAAGGAAAUAAAAAGAAGGCUAAGGACAAGGACAAGAAAGUAUACGAUGAAAAAAAGAGAGAAUAUGAGGAAAUAAAAGAUGAAAGAAUGAAAGAAUACGAGGAAAUAGCAGAAGAAAAAAUGAAAGAAUACAAGGAAAAGUGGGAAGAAUAUCAACAAAAAAAGAAAAAAUACGAGGAAUUAAAGGAUAAAUAUGAAAAAUUAGGAGGUGAGAAGACUGAGAAUGAGGAAAUAAAGAAAGAAUACGAGAAAAAAAAGAAAGAUUACGAGGAAAUUAAAGAUGAAAAAAUCAAAGAAUACGAGAAAAUGUGGGAAGAAUAUCAAGAAAAAAAGAAAAAUUACAAGGAAAUAAAGGAUAAAUUUGAGAAAUUAAAAGGAAAUAAAAAGGUGGCAAAGAAGACUGAGUACGAGGAAAUAAAGAAAGAAUAUGAUGAAAAAAAGAAAGAAUAUAAGGAAAUAAAAGAUAAAAAAAAGAAAGAAUACGAGGAAAUAGCAGAUGAAAAAAUGAAAAAAUACAAGGAAAUAGCAGAUGAAUAUGAGAAAUUAGAAGAAGACGAAAAGAAAAAAUACGAGGAAAUAAAGGAUGAAUAUGAGAAAUUAGGAAAUGAAAAGGUAGCGAAGAAGACUGAGUACGAGAAAGAAAAGAAAGAAUACGAGGAAGAAAUUAAAGGAAAAAAAAAAAAAUAUGAAAGAAAAAAGAAAGAAUACGAGGAAAUAAAAGGUAAAUAUAAGAAAUUAAAAGGAGGGACUGAAAACAAGGAAGAAAUUAAGAAAAAAAAAGUUGAAUAUGUAAGUAAAAAGAAUGAAUACAAGAAAGAAAUAUGGGAAUACAAGAAAAUAAAGGAAGACGAAAUGGAGAAUCCACGGGAAGGAUACGAGAAGGCAAAGGAAGAUUACGAGAAGGCAACUGAUGAUUACGAGAAGGCAAUGAGUAAUGAUUACGAUAAUAAUUACGUGAAGCUAAUGAGUUAUGUGAACAUAAUUGAUAAGAAUAAAGGAAUGGAGGAGUACAAUGAAAAAAAGGAAGAAUUGAAAUACGAAAAAAUAAAGAAAGAAUACAAGGAAAAAAAGAGAAAUUAUGAGGAUGCAAUGAGAAAAAAGGAUAAAGAGAUAAUGAAAAUGCUCGGGGAUGAAAUGGAGAAUGAGGAUGGAAAUGAAGGAAAACAGAACGAAGUGGAGUAUUUAAAUGAUAUUAAAAAGGCAACGGAAAGAUACGAGAAUGAACAUAAGGAAGAUGAACAAACAAAGAAAGAUUAUGUGGAAAAAUUGAGAGAAUACAUUAGCGCAAAGCAAAAUAAAUACGAUAAACAAAGGAUAAAUAUAGAGGCUGAGUCAAGGAUAAAAUACCGGGAAGCGAGCGAAAAAUACAUUAAAGAUAAGGUGAACAAAAUAAUGGCUAAAUACAAAGAUACACCGGUGGAAGAAUCCGAGGAAGCAAUUGCAAAACACGAGAUAGAUGAAAAUGAUGAAAUAAUGAAAGAUGAUGAGCCGGCGAAAAAAUCCAAGGAAACAAUUGAAAAACACGAGAUGAAAAAAAAUGAAUACGAGAAAAAAUUAAAUGAUUGUGAGAAAACAUUGAAAGAAUACAAGCAACAAAUGAGGAAACGCAGUUAUGGUCAUACACAUGGUUAUACAAAUUUUAAAGAUUUGUGUGAUAAGCAAGAGAGAAUAAGAGAUAAAAUGGCUAUGUUCGAAUAUGAGUUAAAAAUGAUUGAAUUUGAGGAAAUAAAGAGAGAAUACUAUUUCAUUAAAGAAAAAAAUGAUAGGGAUAUAAUUAAUAAAGUAUACCAGGAAAAAGAGAAAGAAUAUAGGGAAGCUAAGAAAAGAUUCGAUGACUUAACGAAGAAAAUAACUAAAAAAUACGAUGAUUUAAUGAAAGAAUAUGAGAAAGCAAAAGAGAAAAAAAAGAAGGAAGAAACAAAAAAAGAAUAUAAGGGAAGAACCAAGGAAAUUAAGGAAAAAAUUAAGAAUGAAAUCGAUAGAAUUAGAAAUGAAAUAGGUUGUGAUGGAAUUGCAUUUCACAAUUAUGCUGGUGGAAGUUUCAAAAAGCAAAAUGAAAUCAUUAGAUUCAAACCGAAAGAACUGAACGACCUUGAAAAAGGACUUUCUAUUAGUGAUAAUAAGAGUAUUGAAUGUAUGAAAAUCGAAGGUCACGUCUUGAUCGACAUACUUGAGACAGGAUUCCUAAAUUAUAUUGUUUAUUCUCACCGUUCUUCUAAAAAGCAUGGAUUACUAAAAUGGUUAAAGUUGAAUUACAAUCCAUAUAAUUACUUGUCUAACUUGAAUUACAAUGCUUACAAUCCGUAUAAUUACUUGUCUAACUUGAAUUACAAUACUUACAAUCCAUAUAAUUACUUCUCUACUUUCCACUCCACAAAAGAGGAAAACUCCACAAAAGAGGAAAACUCCACAAAAGAGGAAAACUCCACAAAAGAGGAAAACUCUUCAAAAGUGGAAAACUCUUCAAAAGUGGAAAACUCUUCAAAAGAGGAGGACAUUAAAAUGAAAUUUAUUCUGUGGGAUCUAAACUUCGCAUCGGAGAAUCAGGAUGAGCUAGAAUUCGCAUGGGAGAAACAGGAAUCAGAGAAACUGGUGAAUGUCGAAGUUAAGAAGACACUGGGACUGAAGGAACAAGAACUGAUGGAGCUGAAACAGGAACAAAAGAAAAUAGAACCAAAUUCCUCACUCAUUGGAGGUUUGGCUUUGAACCAAUCCCUAAUUUCUAAUUCUUAA